AUGGCAGAGCACCACAGCUGCUCCCGGCGGCUUCCAGCAGCCGCCUCCGGGAAGACGCGGCAAAGAGCAGGCAGCGGCAGCUGCGGUGGCGGCCGCGGCAGCACCACAUCCCCCUCCCGUUCGCUUCCUCCCCCUCCCUGCACCCUCCCCCGCUGCCAUGGCAACGCGGCGCCAAGGAGAUUAGCCCCGCCCUUCCCUCCGGUCCCCGCCUCUCGCGACCCCCUCCGGAGGGGGCUCGGCCCGCCUCCCGGUAUCUCCUCCCACCUCCUACCUAAGGGCGGGCCCCGGACCUCGCAGGCCGUGCUGAACUGCGGGUGGGAAGGAAGGGAGAUGCAGUGUCCGGAAGGGCGGGGUUCGCACGGAAGGCAGGGCGGAGACGUGGUGGGCCAGUGCCGGUUUCGGGCUGAGGAGGGGCUGGGAAGGCGGGAAAAAUGGAAAGGCCUCGCCUGUCCCGGCAGGACCUAUAGGAGUGUGGCGGAGCGCGGCGCGGCCGCUGAGUGGCCAAGAAGGCGCGGGGGCGGGGCUAGGGUGGCCUUCCCGGCCGGUCGGCUGGAGAAGCCUGUGCUGGGACUGCAGCGACGACCCCCAACAGCCCGAGCUUCUGUGGGUUUCCCCAAGAGCUUUCCGCCAUGGGUCGGGCUUUGAAAGCGCUGUAGGAAGCGGUAAAGCAUUAAUAUGAACUUAAAGUGAUAUCACACUCGCUUCACUGAAAUUUUAAGUGGAAACUGAGCUCAGCGUGUUUGUGGUGAAAAAAAGGACUUUGGAAUCAGAUCCAAAAUUUAAUAAGCAUCGCAUUUCCUGAGCCCUCAUUAAGUGCUAGGGACUGAGGAAAACAGAGGAAAGGAAAUUAAGAUUACUUGAGGAAGAACUAAGCACUUAAUAUGUGUCAUUACACUUAAUUCUCACAGAAGUCCUAUUUCACAGAGGGUAAAACGGAGCAUCAGUUAAGGGGUGUCACAGCACCUAGAUACAACAUGGCAACCAAGCAAGGCUAUUCCUCAGGAAAACUGUAAGGUAACAGCCAGUAUCAGUUGCCAAACACAUGAGUGAAAAAGCCUUCAUAUUAUUCCAACUCCAGCCUUAGAGCCUUCUAGCUGAGGCCCCUUCAUCACAGUAGAGGAGGACAUGGGAGAAUAAGGCUUUUGUGUGGAGAGACCAAGAAGGCAUGGGUGUGUAUUUGAAGAAUAGACACAUUCGGAACCUAUUGGAUUCAGGUCACAGAUGUCAAGGACCCAUUCUUGAAGAGUUGUUUCAGUGUAAGUCUGCUCCCCCUGUAAAAUUCCAGAGGACUCUAGAGACAGUCACUAUUCAGUGACCUUUCUAUCCCUAUCAACUGACUAUCCAGUCAUCAGUUGAGUAGGAACUCCAAACUGUGUAUUCUCAGAACCCUUGACCACAGGCUUUCCACUUGAGAGAUGAGGCAUAGCAACACCCUGCCCUGCCAUGAUCCUAUCCAUGCCACAAUGUUUACCAGCCCCAGGAAAACUCAGAAAACUGAAGUGACCAUUCUGGGAACCCAGCAAGGUUUGGCUUACUUUUACAUCAUGGAGAAAUAAAGCAUUAUAGAGCA
Molecule: messenger RNA, 1570 nt
Organism: Neofelis nebulosa (Clouded leopard)
Lineage: Eukaryota; Metazoa; Chordata; Mammalia; Carnivora; Felidae
Exons: 5
Coding region: 1-645 (214 amino acids)
Source: RefSeq, a predicted model, not a curated record